AUGCCUAAGCGCGGCGGCGGCGGCGGCGGGCCACGUUACAACAACAACAAUGUUGGCAAUGGCAGCGGCAGCGGCAGUGCUGGCGGCGGCGGUGGAGGAUCCCGCUUCUCCGCCCUAAAAGACUACGACGAUGCUGACGACCACCAACGCCGCAAGGAUCGCAACAAGCGUCGCGUCAGCUUCAAGACCUCACAGUUCCCGCACAAAAGCGAUGUCAAGCUGCGGCUGCAGGAUGUGCGUCGUUGGGAUGAGGAUGAUGACAUGAGCGAAAUGAUAACAACCUUAAAGGACCGUCCCAGUUCUCGACGUCGCGGUUCACCCAUUCCACGCGGCAAAUUUGGCAAACUGGUCCCCAAUGGAGCUGGCUGGUACCAAGUGACGAUACACAAUGGCCAGAUCUAUGAAAAGGAGACGCUGUUGCGUGCCUUGUUGGCGGCAAUGUCACCGCAUGUGUUUGUACCGCAGUAUUGGCGCUCGGAGCGCCAUUGUGCCGUCUUCUUUACGGAUGACUUUGAGGUGGCCGAGCGUAUACAGCAGUUGGGGCGGCAUGCACAGCUGCCGGAUGGCUUUCGGCUGAUGCCACGUGUGCGCAGCGGUGUCCCAUUGGUGACCAUCGAUGAGGAGUUCAAGGCAAAGAUGAAGGUCGUCAUGGCCAAGCGUUAUAAUGUACAAACCAAGGCGCUCGAUCUGUCCCGCUUUCAUGCCGAUCCGGAUCUGAAGCCCAUCUUUUGCCCGCUGUUUCGUGUUAACGUUAUGACAACAGCGCUGGACAUCAUUUGCGAUAAUAUUCCCGAUCUGGAGGCCAUCAAUCUCAAUGAUAACAACAUGUCCACCAUGGAAUCGUUCAAGGGCGCCGACAAGCGUUUGCCUCAUCUCAAGAUACUCUAUUUGGGUGAUAACAAGCUGCCUUCGUUGGCCCAUCUGUUGGUCUUUCGCAAUUUGCCAAUUGUGGAGCUGGUCUUGCGCAAUAAUCCGUGCCGUUUACGUUAUAAGGAUCCUCAGCAUUUUGUCAGCGAAGUACGUCGCAAGUUUCCCAAAAUUUUGAAACUGGAUGGGGAAGCCUUGCCGCCACAGGUGCAUUUCGAUUUGAACGAAUCGGCCGUCUUGCCACCAGCGAAGGCAUCCUUUUUGUGCGACAGCGCCGGCGCUGAGGUGGUUCGCCAGUUUUUGGAUCAAUACUUCAACAUAUUCGACUCGGAUAAUCGCCAGCCACUGUUAGAUGCAUACCAUGAGCAUGCCCUGCUCUCAAUGUCAAUGCCCUCGGUCAGCCAGGCGGGCAGGCUGAAUAGCUUCUGGAAAUUCAAUCGCAAUCUGCGACGCAUUGUGAGCACCGAGCGGGAAGAUUUGCGUACACGCCUGCUAAAGAGCGGCCGACUGGCCUGCGUAUCGACCUUGGAUGAGUGGCCACGCACAUUGCACGAGCGUCGCACUUUCACCGUCGAUCUGACAAUAUAUAAUCCCCAGAUGAUGGUGUUCACCGUGACGGGACUAUUCAAAGAGCUGACCGGCGAUACUAGCAGUUCGACUCCCAGCUCUAUGCAGGCCUACGAGCUGCGUCACUUUGUGCGCACAUUUGUGGUGGUGCCACAGAACUCUGGCUUUUGCAUUCGCAACGAGACAAUAUUCAUAACCAGCGCCACGGCGGAGCAGACGCGCGAAUUUAAGCGUUCGCAGCAUCAGCCAGCGCCGGGCGCUGUCAGCCUGGCUCCAAUCAGUUCGUCUAUUGCCGAUACUUCUGUACAGAACCGCCUUCAACAGGGUCAGCCCGUGGCUGGCGGCGCCGUUGCCUUGUUGUCGCCGCCAACCGCCAACAUGGCCAGCCCGGCAGCGGCAACUGCUGGCAGCACAGCCGCACCCAAUGAUGCCACAAAAAUGCAAAUGGUGCAGGCCAUGAGUGCACAGAGUCAAAUGAAUCUGGACUGGAGUCGCAAAUGCCUGGAGGAAACGAAUUGGGAUUUCAACCAUGCCGCCUUUGUGUUCGAGAAACUAUUCAAGGAGAAUAAAAUACCGCCCGAGGCCUUUGUCAAAUAAUCGGUGCCUCGAAACCCCCGCUCCCGCUGCAACAACAUCAAACAACUUCAACACAACUAUCAAAAACAAUAGCUUGAAAAUUAUAUAUAUAAAAAAAAGAAAAAGAAAAAGGACGCCAUUCUUGGCGUGCAAUUGUUUAAAUGUGUCGCCUCAACGUUUGUUUCUAAGACACAAUAAAAUUCAAAUUGUGCUAAUUUCUCACAUCUAACAUACACGUUAAGCGUUUACACUAAUCUAUUAUUUUUUUAGUAAAUUUGUUUUUCAUUUUUUCAUAAUUUAUCCAUUAGUUCUUAAGAUCGGUUUUAUGCGCGCCCUGGCAAGGGCUUGUUUCAAAGCUAAUAAUCAUAUCAUAUGAGCUAACACCACAUACAAACCUUUGUGUAUACAUAGAAUAUUAUAUAUAUAUAUAUUAUAUUAUUUUGAUACAAAGUCCUCGCCAGGGCAUCUUAAGCUCGUACACUGCAAGAAAUAAAAAACAAAUAUACACCAUCAAAACAAGCAGCAAUCAAAACCCAAUGUCUGGCGGUCAAAAUGUACAACAAAAAAUGUAAUUUCUUUAUUAGCAACUUGUACAAAAUUAUAGGGAAUCUUUGAUUAUUUACACUGAACAAAACAUUACACUGACAAUUGUAAAUUUCAGCAUCUGGCUUCUGGUCUAAAUGCUGUACACACACACACACACAUACAGAGUUUUCUUGCUAAGAUUUUCUUUAACAACUAGUUCUUGUAAGUCAAAGUGCAUUAACGGCAUUUUAUCCAUAAGUUAGUAGGAUUAACAUGACCAGACCACAAACGAUCUAGCCUGUAAGCAUAAUUUAGCUUAAGGCUCCUGUAAGCUAUAUUUAGCUUAAUAAUUUCAUAACAAUAAAUUACCUAAAAGUGCAGGUUUAUGUAAUGAA
This is a messenger RNA of Drosophila novamexicana, 2930 nucleotides long. RefSeq names its product nuclear RNA export factor 1 (gene sbr). Gene Ontology annotation, molecular function: RNA binding; protein binding. NCBI's taxonomy places the organism in Eukaryota, Metazoa, Arthropoda, Insecta, Diptera, Drosophilidae. The transcript has 10 exons. The record is from RefSeq and is a predicted model, not a curated record. Gene Ontology annotation, biological process: poly(A)+ mRNA export from nucleus. The coding region runs from base 1 to 2031 and encodes 676 amino acids. Gene Ontology annotation, cellular component: nucleus; cytoplasm.